UAUCCGUGCAGUAAUUGAAACAUGGUCAAGACUUGCUUUUGCCUGGUGCCUCUGCUCUGCCAGCUUUGGGGCCUGCAUGCCGCGUUGCUGGAUUCUUUGGUGAGUCAGAGCAACAUCUAUUACCUGGAGCCCGGAGCGUCGGAGCUGCCACUGCAGAGCGUGGAACAGGUAAACACGGUGGAUUCAAUUAAGCUGAUUGUCCACGGCUACUUGGCCUCGCGGUCGCACGGCUCCAUAAUGCCCCUGAGGAAUGCGUACAGCUCCCAGGGAUAUGAGAAUGUGCUGGUGGCUGACUGGUCGGCUGCCGCCACUCUGGAUUAUCCCUCCUCGCGAUUUGCCGUGGAUAAGGUGUCCCUGGUGCUGGCCAAGGAACUGCAGAGGUUUCUCCUGCGACACAGCAUAGCCGCUGCAGCAGUCCAUGUGGUGGGACACAGCUUGGGCGCCCAUAUAGCUGGCCGCAUUGGCCACUACUUUAAUGGAACUCUGGGCAGGGUUACAGGUCUCGAUCCUGCGCUGCCACUUUUUACACAGCGCUCCGGGGACAGUCUGCGCUCGAAUGCAGCGCAAUUUGUGGAUGUUAUUCAUACGGAUUACCCGCUCUUCGGGGACCUCAGACCCCGCGGGACUGUAGACUUUUAUCCCAACUUUGGAUUCGCCCCGCAGCCAGGUUGCGAGGAUGUGGACCUAAUUGCUGCCAGUAAGCUCCUCCGCGAGGCUUAUAGCUGCAGCCACAACAGGGCUGUCAUGUUCUAUGCGGAGUCAAUUGGAAUGCCACAGAACUUUCCGACUAUCCCCUGCAGCUUGAAGGCCAUCAAGAGUCGCCAUGUGGAAAGCUGCCUACGGGAGAGCUCCAGGCCAAGUCAGAAUGGAACGAAAUCAGACUCUGAGGUGGUUUUCAUGGGAGAGCAGCUUAGCCGCAGCGUCACGGCGUUUGGAAAUUUUUACUUGGAAACUAAUGGAGCACCACCUUACGGCAAGGGGAGGAACUCAAAUUAUCGACUUCUCGACUAAUUACAUCGCAUAUACGCUUUUCCACUGUUUAGACAUACUUUUGGC
Molecule: messenger RNA, 1056 nt
Organism: Drosophila guanche
Lineage: Eukaryota; Metazoa; Arthropoda; Insecta; Diptera; Drosophilidae
Product: lipase member H
Exons: 4
Coding region: 22-1011 (329 amino acids)
Biological process (GO): lipid metabolic process
Molecular function (GO): lipase activity
Source: RefSeq, a predicted model, not a curated record